AUGCAGUGGGCCAGUUUAGCCAUGCGGGCCAGACGGGCGGCCGAGCCGGCGGAGGCGGAGGUGGAGGCGGAACCAACGCGGGAGCAAGAGGCUGCAGCAGUGACUCCUGCUCCCCCCGUCCACCACCACCACCAUCACCAUGAAUUUAGUGAGAUGAAGACCAAGUUCAUGAAUGAACUGGAGAGGCUGCCAAUCCCUCUGUGGGCAGUAGGAGCUAUUAUAGUGGUAGUGCUGGCCUUGGUGGCGUGCUUCAUCUUCUGCAUCUUCAAGAAGUGCUUUGGCAAAAAGAAGAAGGCGAAGAAAGUGCGAGAGAGGAAAACCGGCCGCAGGAGGAAGCACGACGGAGAAGGCGAAGGCGAAAGCGCAGAAAAGGAAGGAGAGGAAAAAAAAGAGGGCGAAGGUGAGGAGAAGGAGCAAGAGAAACUGGGGAAGCUGGAGUUCUCUCUUGACUACAAUUUUACCGAAGCCCAGCUGAUAGUAGGGAUCCUCCAGGCCCAGGAUCUUGCUGCCAUGGACAUGGGGGGAACUUCAGACCCCUACGUUAAAGUUUACCUGCUGCCCGACAAGAAGAAAAAAUUUGAGACCAAGGUCCAGCGUAAAAAUCUGUGUCCUGUCUUCAAUGAGACGUUCAUCUUCAAGAUUCCUUAUGCAGAACUCGGCGGGAAGAUUCUGGUGAUGCAGGUCUUUGACUUUGACCGCUUCUCAAAGCACGACAUUAUUGGAGAAAUAAAGAUCCCUAUGAACAGUGUGGAUCUCGGGCAGCCCAUUCAGGAAUGGAGAGACCUGGAGAGUGGUGAAAAAGAGGAGCAAGAGAAGUUGGGAGACAUCUGCAUCUCCUUGCGCUAUGUCCCCACGGCUGGGAAGCUCACUGUCAACAUUAUGGAGGCUAAAAAUCUCAAGAAGAUGGACGUUGGCGGGCUGUCAGACCCCUACGUGAAAAUUGUGUUGCAGCACAAUGGGAAGCGACUGAAGAAGAAGAAGACAACAGUGAAGAAGAACACACUCAAUCCGUACUUCAACGAAAGCUUCAGCUUCGACGUUCCUUUUGAGCAGAUACAGAAAGUGCAGAUUGUCAUAACGGUGUUUGACUACGACAAACUGGGGAGCAACGAUCCCAUUGGCAAGACCUUCAUCGGCUACGGUGCCACAGGCGUGGGCCUCCGCCACUGGUCAGACAUGCUGGCCAACCCAAGACGCCCCGUGGCUCAGUGGCACACCCUGCAGACCGAGGAGGAGGUGGACGCUGCCCUCAAAGGACCCCAUCGCUAA
This is a messenger RNA of Scleropages formosus (Asian bonytongue), 1269 nucleotides long. It is a transcript of the gene syt5b, whose product is annotated as synaptotagmin Vb. Lineage: Eukaryota; Metazoa; Chordata; Actinopteri; Osteoglossiformes; Osteoglossidae. The transcript is spliced from 8 exons. Gene Ontology annotation, molecular function: clathrin binding; SNARE binding; calcium ion binding. Gene Ontology annotation, cellular component: dense core granule; synaptic vesicle membrane; axon. The coding region runs from base 1 to 1269 and encodes 422 amino acids. Gene Ontology annotation, biological process: calcium ion-regulated exocytosis of neurotransmitter; synaptic vesicle endocytosis. The record is from RefSeq and is a predicted model, not a curated record.